AUGACUGUAGACGCCUUCAGUAGUACUUAUAGUGCAGAAGUUGGAGCAAGGAAAAAACUAAUUGUCAUACGAGGAAAAACUAGUGCUCGCCAAAAGCUUUCUGUGCUCUUCGCUAACUCCAGCAAGUUCAAUGGGCUUGCCUUGACAUCUUAUUUGGCAGUCCAGCCAGCUCUAAAGCACAAAGCAUCUAAAAUGAAGAUGGUUGCGAGCAAAAUUAUAUUAAGAACAAAAGCUAUAUAUGCUGGUGGAAAACAUGUUGAGGAUACCUCAAGUAAGCAUUGUCUUUUUGUCUCUGUGUGGUUGCUGCCACUGAGAGUCUCUAAACCUUCCAAGGAUGAAGAGAUGAAAUUCUUUUUUAUACCUAUUCCUGCUGGUCAUGUGUAUGCCAUUAAUGAGGCAUUAUCAGCAGAGGGUGCAGCAGAUGAUUAUGAAACUUGUCUAAAGCACUUAGUGAUCGUUUGCAAUAUUGUAGACAUCUCUAAAGAGAGUGGAUUUCCAAAAUUUGAUGUGAUGCUACUGGGUAUGGGUCCAGAUGGACAUGUAGCAUCCUUGUUUCCUGGGCAUCCUCUUGUCCAUGAGAAAGAAAAGUGGGUCACCUUCAUCAAGGACUCUCCAAAACCUCCAUCAGACAGGAUUACAUUUACAUUUCCUGUAAUAAACUCGUCUGCAAAUAUCGCACUUGUAGUAGCAGGUGCUGGGAAAGCAGAUGUAGUGCAUAAAUCGCUAGGUGAUAGUGACGGUUCUGAUUUGCUGCCUGUGCAGAUGGUUUCACCUGAAGGAGAAUUGGUUUGGUUUUUAGACGACGCUGCAGCUUCAAAGCUGUAGGGACGAUGAAAUAUGUGAGUUGUGAAUUAGUGCUUCACUGCAGUGUGUAUCUUGUAAUUUUCAAUACAUUCUCGAGUAGGGAUGUUUUUCCCAGUAUUGCCAGUAGAAUGUUGAGGCUUCAUAUGCCAUAAUCCAAUUUCUGUCAGUUUUUUCUGCGGUUGUUUCUGUAAUGUAUCUUUGGCUACCAGGAAGUCGGUAAUAAUAGUACAGUUUGUGCUGUCUACUGUCUUUUCAUCUACCUGUUAGGCAUAUGGCUAGAUUCUUUUGUGUCAUGAACAGGGUGUGAAAUGCCAACAUCCA
Lycium barbarum (goji berry) is the source of this 1125-nucleotide messenger RNA. Its product is annotated as probable 6-phosphogluconolactonase 4, chloroplastic. NCBI's taxonomy places the organism in Eukaryota, Viridiplantae, Streptophyta, Magnoliopsida, Solanales, Solanaceae. Gene Ontology annotation, biological process: carbohydrate metabolic process; pentose-phosphate shunt. Gene Ontology annotation, molecular function: 6-phosphogluconolactonase activity. The record is from RefSeq and is a predicted model, not a curated record. The coding region runs from base 1 to 825 and encodes 274 amino acids. The transcript has 5 exons.